AAACGCAGGUCUUAUGCGAUGUAUGGAUAUUAUUGUAUUCCUGAUUCCUGCGAUCGCGUCCUGCCCAGUCAGUGAAUGACAUGAAAUCGGUGGAAAAGUGCGUGUUCAAUUUGCCGCUGUUUGUGGGAACAUGUAUGACGAUGAAUUCUUUACAAACCGCCACUUGUUUUCUGGAAACAAUAAUUCUCGCCCCAAUCAGUUGCUCAAAGAGCAUCAGGGAGGUGAUGGCGUUCAAUGGAGAGGCAGCCGUGGAGGAGGAGGCGGAGGCGGUGGCGGUACAGGGGGCGGCGGGACCGUUCAUGUCAACGGCGGCACCCCCGGAAACGGAACCCUCGGUAUCGGGAACGGGGGUGACCAAACAGAACGAAACAUGUACGACUGCGACAAUGUGGACUCCGCUAUUGAAUCUAACCAGUUGGAGAGGGGGCGCUCAACUGAGAAUGACCCUAUUCACCUCAAGAGACGGGUGGGACUCGUCAGUGGGGUGGCUUUAAUUGUUGGAACGAUGAUAGGGUCUGGAAUUUUCGUGUCACCGUCGGGUCUAUUAGAAAGAACCGGCUCAAUUGGAAUGAGUUUUGUCAUUUGGAUGUCGUGUGGACUUCUGUCUCUUUUAGGUGCGCUCGCGUAUGCCGAGUUAGGCACGAUGAACACAUCAUCCGGUGCAGAAUACGCCUAUUUCAUGGAUGCUUUUGGUGCCCCACCUGCGUUCCUGUUUUCCUGGGCUAGCACCCUCGUCCUGAAACCCUCGCAAAUGGCAAUAAUAUGUCUAAGUUUUGGAAAAUACGCCGUGGAAGCGUUUGUUACCGAGUGCGAACCGCCGGAGAUCGUAGUUAAGUUGGUUGCCCUACUCGCUAUGGUGGUGAUUUUGUAUGUCAAUUGCUACAGCGUGAACCUUGCUACCAGUGUACAAAAUGUGUUUACUGCAGCAAAGCUAGUGGCCGUCUUAAUUGUAAUAUUGGGAGGAGCAUAUAAAAUGAUUGAUGGUAACACCCAGCAUUUAAAAAAUCCCUUCGCCAAUACCCAGUAUUCCGUGGGUAAUAUUGCGACGGCAUUUUACACUGGCUUAUGGGCCUACGACGGCUGGAAUAAUUUAAACUACGUCACCGAAGAAAUAAAAAAUCCCUCCAGGAAUUUGCCCAGAAGUAUAAUAAUAGGAAUUCCUUUGGUAACCAUUUGUUACGCCCUCAUAAAUAUAUCAUAUCUGACCGUUAUGUCACCUAUGGAAAUGAUGACCAGUGAGGCUGUGGCAGUGGUUUUUGGAAAUCGAUUGCUAGGAGUUAUGGCAUGGCUGAUGCCUUUGUCGGUUACAAUUUCAACUUUUGGGUCUGCAAACGGAACACUGUUUGCCGCAGGAAGGCUGUGCUUUGCUGCAAGUCGAGAGGGUCACCUUUUGGAUAUUUUGUCUUAUGUGCAUGUGAGGAGAUAUACGCCGUCCCCUGGGUUAAUCUUUCACUCAAUAAUCGCUGGUGCGAUGGUCAUGUAUGGAACGAUCGACUCAUUGAUAGAUUUCUUCAGCUUCACCGCUUGGAUUUUCUAUGGUGGAGCUAUGUUAGCACUCAUUGUUAUGAGAUAUACAAAACCAAAUUAUCCUAGACCCUAUAAGGUGCCAAUUGUAAUACCGUAUCUAGUAUUGUUGAUCUCGUUUUAUCUGAUAAUAGGUCCUAUCGUGGAUAAACCGACUAUUGAGUACCUGUAUGCUGCAUUAUUUAUUUUAGGCGGGAUGGUUUUUUAUGUUCCUUUUGUACACUACAAAUGGCGCAUACCAUUCAUGGAUGGUCUGACCGCAUUUUUACAAAUGUUACUAGAAGUUGCUCCAACAACAAACAUGUUCGAUUAGCAGCGAACAAACAUUGAAGGGUUUUAAAAAUGACGUGGCAUUUGACAAUUUUACUUAAUUUUGUACCAAAAGAGCAAUAAUAUAAUAUGGUGAAGAGCGUUUUGUUUUCGAAAUUCAAACAGAAAGUUUGAACCAUGUAAUGUUUGAUGCUAUAAGACAGAUUUAAUUUUAAAGUAUGAGUGGUAAUGCUGUGAAGGCCAGAAAUGUUACUUUAUUUGGCCAAUGCUGAGUUUUUGUUAAUUUUAAGGAGUUUUUUUAGAUUGUCAUAAAUAUAGAAUUAAAUGGUUCUAACUUAGAAAGCGGAGAAUAAUUAAAUAAUACGAUAAUAAUUUAGAUAUCAUGUUAACAUUAAGAAGGAACCGCUUACAUUAAGAAGGAACAUUAAAUGAGCUAAAUAUAAAAUGAAUAAAUAACAAUUUUAGAAACAAUUUAUAGGCAUUUAAAUGCAAAAUCUGUGUACAAUAUUUCUUGCAUUUAAUGUAUUUUCUUAAUGUUCGUUUAUAUAGAAGUAACUGCAUUUACAUAUUAAAAGGAACUAGAGAUUCAAAAUAUUUUUAAGAGAACCCGUUGAUUUUUUACCUUUUAACA
Molecule: messenger RNA, 2425 nt
Organism: Anthonomus grandis grandis
Lineage: Eukaryota; Metazoa; Arthropoda; Insecta; Coleoptera; Curculionidae
Gene: sbm
Product: b(0,+)-type amino acid transporter 1
Exons: 11
Coding region: 131-1837 (568 amino acids)
Biological process (GO): amino acid transmembrane transport
Cellular component (GO): membrane
Molecular function (GO): L-amino acid transmembrane transporter activity
Source: RefSeq, a predicted model, not a curated record